AUGAAGUUCUCAGUGCAUGCUGCCAAUUCUGCAGAUUGCCCCGCUCUUGCUACUCUCUCCCUCGCCGCAUUCAAAGAUGAUCCCAUUGUUGGGUUCUAUGCAAAAAAUGUUCCGCCAGACAUCAUGCAUGCAUAUCAAUGCCAACAGUACCGGCGGAGGUUACAGACGAGCUCCCUCAAUGGGCUCAAAGUCUUCAAGGUCGUCGACGAUGAUACGAGAGAAAUAGUCGCUGUCGCGAGGUGGCAAAUUCCUUAUAGUCUGAGCGUAGAGCAACAGGCUGAGAAAGAGAAAUUGCAAGAAGCGAAGCUAGCAAGGCCCGAGGGAUACAACAAGGAGCUUGAGGAAGCGUUCUCUGCAGCUCUCGAUAAGCUUCAAGAGAAGUGGGUUGAUGAUAGCAAGGACUAUGUCCUUCUAGGUCUUGCAGUAUCGCCCAGCCAUCAGCGCCUCGGCCUCGGCUCUCUGCUUAUCCGCGGAGGCCUUGCGAUGGCGGAUGAAGUGGGCGGCAGAGUAUACCUUGAGUCCUCGGCAGUAGGGAUGCCGCUGUAUCUCAAACAUGGGUUCAAGCCGGUUGAUGACAUUUUGAUUGAUAUGAGACCCUAUGGUGGGACUGGAAUUGCGUCUGAGAAGUGUAUGAUGAGGGAACCAGGCGGAAAAUGA
Molecule: messenger RNA, 657 nt
Organism: Letharia columbiana
Lineage: Eukaryota; Fungi; Ascomycota; Lecanoromycetes; Lecanorales; Parmeliaceae
Exons: 3
Coding region: 1-657 (218 amino acids)
Molecular function (GO): acyltransferase activity, transferring groups other than amino-acyl groups
Source: RefSeq, a predicted model, not a curated record